Molecule: messenger RNA, 1346 nt
Organism: Lynx canadensis (Canada lynx)
Lineage: Eukaryota; Metazoa; Chordata; Mammalia; Carnivora; Felidae
Product: putative serine protease 45
Exons: 6
Coding region: 1-1116 (371 amino acids)
Biological process (GO): proteolysis
Molecular function (GO): serine-type endopeptidase activity
Source: RefSeq, a predicted model, not a curated record
AUGGCCGCCUCGCCGCCGCUCAGUUGCGCUGGAGCCUCGGGGCCCUGGGGCCUGAGCCGCCGCCUCCUCCUCCUGCUGCUGCUGCCGCCGCUGCUGAACUCGGGUGCCACCCGCCCUGCGCCUCCUGGGGACCUGCAGGGCGGAGGACCCCCUGCAUUUCCUCUCUCCCGAUGCGCAGCCACUUCCUCCCCAGUCCACGCGGGCCUGGUGGCCGAGACCCAGCCGCCCUCCCGGGUGUGGUCUGGCCUCCCCGACCCCAGGCCGCUGCGCAGGCGCUGCAGGCCAGAGGCGCGUGUUUGUGGCAGACCCUGGUGGUCGGAAGAUUUGGACAUGACCCGACAUUGGCCCUGGGAGGUGAGCCUCCGGCUGGAAAAUGAACACAUAUGUGGAGGGGCCCUCAUUGAGCCCAGCUGGGUGGUGACUGCUGCCCACUGCAUCCAAGGCACCAAAGAGUACUCCGUGAUUCUCGGCACCCCCAAGCUGAAGCCCGUGGACUUCCCGAAGGGCGUCUCGAUCCCCGUGAAGGACAUCAUCAUGCACCCCAAGUACUGGGGCCGGACCUUCAUCACGGGUGAUAUUGCCCUUCUCCAGCUUCAGACUCCCGCCAUCUUCGGCAAGUACGUGCAGCCCAUCUGCCUCCCGGAGGCCAGCUACAACCUGAAGGUUGGGACGCAGUGCUGGGUGACUGGCUGGGGCCAGGUGAAACAGCGCUUCUCAGCCAACUCCACGCUGACCCCAGAGCUGCGGGAAGCUGAGGUGUUUAUCAUGGACAACAAGAGGUGCAACCGGAUUUACCGCAAGAAGUCCCUCAUCCCCCACCUUGUCCCCCUUGUCCUGGGGAACAUGAUCUGUGCCACCAAUUAUGGAGAAAACUUGUGCUCUGGGGAUUCUGGGGGUCCGUUGGCUUGUGAAGUCGAGGGCAAAUGGAUUCUGGCUGGGGUGUUGUCCUGGGAAAAGGCUUGUGCCAAAGCGCAGAAUCCUGGCGUGUACACCCGUGUCACCAAAUACAGCAAAUGGAUCAAGCAGCAAAUAAGUAAUGGGGCUCUCUCAGGCCCCCAGACCUCUGCCUGGCUUCUACUCCUGUUCUGGCUGCUGCAGCCCCAGAUGGGCCCCUGAUCUCUCUUCUCUCUUCUCCCUGCUUUGCCUGUGCUUUAUGGGUCCAGGUCAAAGUUAGACCCAGUUCCUGUGUCGGUAUUCAACAAGAGUCAAGGUGGGGAGAGUGGCCCCCGGGAGGAUGGGCCCUGCUUUGGCCUCCCCAUGGGGAGGGAUGCGGUGGAUGACUAGGCCUUGGGUGACCAGGAAAAGGGACGUGUGGCCUAGAAGAGCUCUGGAAUUGGGGACCAGGA